UCAUUUAUGCUAAAACAGCGCAUGAAACCGAAUACCGAGCGGCUUUAUGUGUACAAAUAUCGGAUUUGAAUAUUCCGCCGUGUGUCACAUUUCCAAAAGUUCAUCCGGCAUUUAAAGAUUAUGAAUGUGUUUUAAUUGAACCACUUCAACGAACAUUGAAAGUAGAUGAAGAAAUUCAAUUGCAAAUGAUUGUACCAAAUGCGAAAAAGAUUCAAAUUCAAAAUGGAGAUGAAAUUCUACAUUUGAAUGGAGAUGAUUAUCGAAAUGGUUUGAUUAGAAAGACAAUCCAAAUACAAGGAAAGUUGGAUGUUUAUGGACAAUGGAACAGAGGCGAAGAUUUACCGCUGUGUUCUUUCACAAAUUAA
Adineta ricciae is the source of this 365-nucleotide messenger RNA. The record is from the annotation of a GenBank genome assembly. NCBI's taxonomy places the organism in Eukaryota, Metazoa, Rotifera, Eurotatoria, Adinetida, Adinetidae.